AUGAGCACUUAUUUUGCAUUUGUUAUCGUUAUUUUAGCAACCACACAUAUCACCAAUGCUAUUACUCAGAACUCAGUUAUCAAUUGCACAUGGCCUUGCUUUGACGAUGCUGCCAGAUGUGUUGUUACCCCUGAAGGUGCGAGCUGUCAAAUCGCUCAAGGUGAUAGCUGGAUCCUCAGUUCCCCAGAGAAAGCUCCUGUGUUCACAGGCUCUUACGUUUCCAGAAUAGCACUGUCUUGCAUCCCAGCCCCAAUCCCACAAUUGCCUAUGGCUACUCAGAACACUACCGUCAAUUCAAAUCAAACCGUCAUUGAAUGGCCACCAUGGAAUCUGCGAAGACCAUUAGAUACGUAUCUUGGAAAUUGUGGCCACGGUCUCUACUGCUCCUCAGUGGACAAAGAUGCCAAUCUCCCUGUUUGUCGUCAACGAUUAAGCGUGGGUUCCACAUGUCAAUCCUCGAAUCAAUGUCAUUAUGGCUUCUGUAGCGAUUACAUUUGCCAUCCCAAGAAUGAAAGCCCUACCAAUGACGGUCAUACCCAUCAUUCAGACAAUAAUAGUCGCAAUAGUGAUCAUAUGAAUAGUAAAACCGUUCAAAUUUUGGCCUCUGUCUUUGGUACUGUAUGUGCUCUGUUAUUCGCCGGCAUCGGCUUCUUUAUGUAUCGUCGUCAUCGACGCAGAUCUAUCAUCAAUCAGCAACCUCCUGUCUAUUCAACCUCCAACAACACCAUCAAUAACAGCUCUACCUCCUUUAGUGUCAAUGCCGUUCCAUUUAGCAGCACCGGUUACAAAGAAGAGCAGUUUGCCUCUGAUUUCUUACAUGAGGACAAGCAACAUGUUGCCCCCCCUCCAGUCACCAUCAAUGACAACAAUGCUAUGAGAUACGGUCAAGCUCAGGCCGACUAUGAUGAUAAUGGCAAUGAUCUUCUUAAACCACCUCCCUCCUACAGACCGUAA
This is a messenger RNA of Mucor velutinosus, 954 nucleotides long. It is a transcript of the gene RAD14, whose product is annotated as DNA repair protein rad14. The record is from RefSeq and is a predicted model, not a curated record. The transcript has a single exon. Bases 1 to 954 code for a protein of 317 amino acids. NCBI's taxonomy places the organism in Eukaryota, Fungi, Mucoromycota, Mucoromycetes, Mucorales, Mucoraceae.